Molecule: messenger RNA, 2217 nt
Organism: Annulohypoxylon truncatum
Lineage: Eukaryota; Fungi; Ascomycota; Sordariomycetes; Xylariales; Hypoxylaceae
Product: cytochrome P450
Exons: 4
Coding region: 410-2047 (545 amino acids)
Molecular function (GO): heme binding; oxidoreductase activity, acting on paired donors, with incorporation or reduction of molecular oxygen; iron ion binding
Source: RefSeq, a predicted model, not a curated record
UAGGUAGGUAUUCUUAGAAACACCUUCAGCCGUUCUAGAAAGAUAUGAACUCAAAAAGCAUAAAUACGCAAGCAUGGCUGGCUGUGAUAGGACGUAAUGCCCGGCGAGACUUUGAUGUGAGACUAGGUAGGGGACGCCCGAUCGAGGCUGGAUUACAUCGAACCACACGCCCUUGUUUGCCGAGCGGCCCUCGCUAUUAUCUUAUUACCACCAUCGAGAGUAGAUACUGUAAGUAGAAGUAUCAGUAAGUGACCUGGUACUACUGUAGGUAGUUUAAAUCAUAUGAUAGCCCUACGAUACUUUUGACUCGGGUAAGUGUGUCUUCGUCACUCCGUCCAGCAAUCACUCCUUAGUUUUGCACCUUGCCGCCACCCGCACACGAGAGCUAAUUCCUUCACAGCGGUUGAUCAUGCAACUGUUUACGCCGGCGGUCCUCUGCGUCGCCCUCGUCGGCUUCGUCGUCUUCCACUUCUACAAGCUGUUCAAGGAGAUAAACCAUCCGGGCAAGAUCCCCGGUCCGACCCUGAUACCGUACAUCGGCCGCAUACAUGAUCUUCCUAUCCAGUUCAUGUGGCUGAAGUUCAAGGAAUGGUCCGAUCAGUACGCCGGCAAAAAUGGAUUCUUCUUCACGGAGAUGCUCGGCGCUAAGUUCCUCGUCGUCUCGGACGAGAAGGUGGCUGAGGAAUUGAUGGUGAAGCGAGCGAAGCACAACUCAGAUAGGCCUAUGGUGAGGUCUUUAUUCGACUCUAAGAGCACUCAUGGAUCGAUGGAGUACCUUCCCUUGAUGGGAAGAAACCAGUACUGGGCACGACAACGUCGAUUUACUCACUCGGCUCUGAUGGAAGCGAGUAAUGCUCACUACUAUGGUGUGAUGUACCACGAAUCGAAGCGCUGGCUUGCCCGGCUUAUUGAGAACCCCGACGACUUUCAAUUUUCCCUGGAGGAUAUGUCUGCCAAGAUAAUGUGCCAGUUGACAUGGGACGACCUCGAUCUCAGCGAGCAGACGAUAACAGAUGCAUGGGGUCUGUUAAGACAGAUGUCUCCAGCCGGUCCUAUUACUAACGUUUUGACGCCUCUUUGGCAUUUACCUAUGUUCAUGAAUCCGUGGAAGAGCGCGGAACGCAUACGCCACGACAGGCAGCAAGAGAUGUGGAUGAACCGGCUGCUAGCCACGCGCGAAAAGAUGGCUCAGGGCAAACAGAGAGAUUGCAUCACUCGCAAGUAUCUGGAAAAGGGCGAGAAACGAUCGAAUAUUUCUGGCGAUUAUGAGGCCUCCUGUGUAAUAGGGAUGAUGGCCUUGGUUGGCAUUUUCACGAUUGCCGGGCCAUUAUCGUACUGGCUAGUAGCCAUGAUACACCAUCCUAAAUGGCAGGCAGCGGUACAGAAAGAAAUCGACGAGGCUUGCGAGGGACGACUACCGACUCUUGACGACACUCCCAAGCUGCCGACCCUUCGAGCUUGUAUCAAGGAAACAAUGCGAUGGAAGCCCAACGUACCGACUGGGGUUGCACACGAGAUGGAAGCCGACGAUGAGUUCCGGGGGUAUUUUCUCGAAAAGGGAACAAGGAUCCUCCCCCUAGACUGGGCAUUCCUUCGUAACCCUCAAAAAUAUCCUGACCCGGACAACUUCCGACCUGAACGUUGGCUAGAGCCUUCGUGGCCGACUUACCAGGAACCGCUAACCACGUAUCCGACCAUCAAGGGCAUGACCUCAUUUGGUUGGGGCCAGCGCCAGUGCUUAGGGAUGACUCUCACGCAAGACGAACUAAUAGUAGCAUGCGGCGCGCUGGCCUGGGCCUUCAACCUCAAGCCCAAGAAGGACCCGGUUACGGGAGAGGAGCUUCCAGUUCCCACGGACAAGUCAAACUCUCUGCUUAUCAUCAAGCCUGAUCCGUUUGAGAUGGCAUUCGAGCCUAGAAGCGAGGAGCGCAAGCAGGAAGCUUUACGUCUAUGGGCUGAGUCAAGUGAGAAAUACGAGAAGGAAAAGGAGGAAUUCCUUAAAGGCGCAUCAUCGGAAGUGAGCAAUGAGAAGAUAGAGCAGGUAUAGAUUGCGUAAUGAAGAAUGAUAUUGCUUGGCCUAUGAAGCAAGGGAUGAUGAUAGACGGUUGAAUUACGGUCAUUGCAUACCAACUAGACUCACGCGAAGGUAGCAUUACUUGAGACGGUGUGAAAUUGUAGUAUUUAACGUGAUAGACAUAAUUAGCUAGCCAUAAAACC